Messenger RNA from Cantharellus anzutake, 646 nucleotides. RefSeq lists its product as uncharacterized. Bases 345 to 578 code for a protein of 77 amino acids. The transcript is spliced from 2 exons. NCBI's taxonomy places the organism in Eukaryota, Fungi, Basidiomycota, Agaricomycetes, Cantharellales, Hydnaceae. The record is from RefSeq and is a predicted model, not a curated record.
AUUGGCUCAUGAUAGCUUUGGCUACGAGCUGGAUCGGUGCUAAAGUGUCGGAAGCAGGAUGAAGGCGAUGGUUCAGGUUAUGUCCAUGACUCCUGUGGUUCAGUCGCCACACAGCCCAGCACAGCCAUCUACAAUAUUCAGUUCUUGAUUGCAGUACAUGUAGGCGAGUUAUCAGAAGUUUGCGCAGCUGCCUCAGCAACUACGGCGCUACGACUGUAGUGGUCAGAGCUUCUCCUUGAAUAUUAGAAAUUAAUAUCAGUUUUGCUUGCCGCGAAGCACGCGCAAUUGUCCGGUUUGCUGCACGUCAAUUUCAUCUGGCGCCGGAGAUCCAGGAGUGGAAACCGAUGGUACCCAAUGAAGUGCUGAUUGCGAUUCCGGCUUGCCUUGCUUAUGCGCGGAUUGUUGAAGCUUGCCUUGUCAGUUCUCCGCAACUGCGAUGUGGUAUGUUUUGCUCGGCGCAAUUCAUACCGCACCCGCAGGCACUGGAAGCAAGUUGCGGACACGGGUACAUCGACGGCACAUCAACUCGCCUCAUCAUUGAGGACGGAAUAAAGUCCUGUGCACAUAUCUCAGACUGAAUCCCGAAGGAUAUUCCCUUUCAAGCUACAUGUCCGCACGUUGUCAGGAAGCAGACUUCAUCCCCAAG